CGACAACCUCCAAGAGGCUCAAAGCAUUGUGAGUCCUUUGUGAAGCUGGACGAUCGACCUAGGCCUGCUCCGAAGAGAAACUUUCGGUCCUUCUAGGGAGCUAUUUGUUUCACCAUGACUGACAAUAAUGAUUUUUUCGAUUACCCUAACAAUUCGAAACUUCCGUUUCCUGUGGAACAAGGAGAACUACCGGAUAGGGUGAGUACGUGUGGGAGCUCGGUUUUGGUUUUGAAAUGUCCAGUUGACAGGAUGCCAGAUACAGCUUGCAUCACCAAAGUAGUAAUCCCUGAAAGGUUACCUCUUCUGUCGCAUUGUGAAAGCAGACCUCGGCACCGAAGAUUCGCUUGGGUCCGACCUCCUCGUCCCAGCUGGGAUCCAACACUACGAGAAAUGGUAUGCGCCGAAUCCGAGGGAGGCGGUGGCCAGAAACGAUGACGAAGAACAUGUCAAAAGCGGUGGGCGGCGGAGGUGCGCCACUUCUUGGGUUGAGACCGGGAUGGAAAGAAUGACACUCUCGUGUUUGAGACUGGCUGAAGCCCAUUGCUUGCUGCUGUCGGUGCUGGUUCAUGCCAACGUUGUUGGAUGUGUUCAUUUGUAGAUACAGUUCUUCCAUGUAGUUGUUGGCUCACGUGUUUGUGUACACAUUGUACAAGCACUUGCACAAGGUCGGCACGACUGUGCAGUUUCCAAGCUUCGGAUCCUGAUGGCAUUUCGUCAGAUUCACUCUUCCAGUAUACAUAGUGGCUCGAAUGCAUUGAAUGCUCGGAGACUACAAAUCAAACAAAUCAGUUUUGCAUUCAUAAAUAAGAAUGUGCUU
This is a messenger RNA of Physcomitrium patens, 817 nucleotides long. RefSeq lists its product as uncharacterized. NCBI's taxonomy places the organism in Eukaryota, Viridiplantae, Streptophyta, Bryopsida, Funariales, Funariaceae. The record is from RefSeq and is a predicted model, not a curated record.